CAAGAAUUGUUUUAGGCAUUCUUACUUAGGAUAUCUUUCAAAUGUAUCGGAAGGACAAAAAACCUAAAGAUUCCGAUCAAUUGGCAGCAGAUUUUGGCAGCAGGUGGCGGCGUGCGGCUGACAAAGACAAUGAAAAAAGCCCAAAGAAAGGUAAAACUCACCGCGAAGAUGAUGAAAGGAAUGACUACGAAACGUAUGCUUACGAAUAUCAAGAUAAAAGCAGUCCUAGAGGGAGAGACAGCAGAACAAGGACAUCUCCACAAAAGCAUCACUUUCCAGAAAGAGCUCAGCCGUGGCGUACAGGACGAACAUAUAAUCAAGGUGCAUCAGGAUCAAGUCACAGAGAAAUUAAUCGUGAACAAGCAAUGUUAAAUUUAGCAGCAACAAAAAUUCAAGCUGCAUUUAAAGGACAUGUGGCGAGGAAACAUUACUGGAGGGAACUGGAACGUCAUCGAGGGUUGCAAAACAGCAUUCAUUCUUAUAAGGCAGAUGAGAUUAGUAUACCAAGUGAAACUUCAGUCGUUGGUAGUUCUAGUUUAAUUGGUUUGGCUGCCAAUGCUGAUCCAAAUUUAGGUUUGACUGCACCUUUGCCUACGCUUGACCAUUCACAAAAGAGCCGAGUGAUUAGAGAUUUGAAAUCCAGAUUAAAUUUUUCCGAGGAAAUUUCAAGCGUUUUUCAACUUCAGUCAGAAUUUUCACCCACUGUCGUGAUUUUUGGAGGACUGAACCCCUACGAACCGAGAGACUAUCUGCUCGGAGGUUCUAUGUUUGUAUAUAAUGUCAAAAAAGAUAAAUGGUAUUUUGGAGGCACAAUGCUUGAACCCCGAAAUUAUCACGGAGCCGUUUACUUGAACGGAAAGAUUUAUAUAACAGGUGGUUAUAGUCCUUUGCAAGUGAGUAAUGGACAAAUGUUGUCGACUCAAAGUCUCUUUCAGUUGACAGUUCGUUCUCAGAGGUGGCGGAUAAGAGCUGAUAUGCAUCAGGCACGAGCAUGUCACGGAACUUGCGUCAUUGAUGAAAAUAUCAUGGUUAUGGGAGGAAGAGACAAUUUUGGAAAAUUAUUAUCUACUGUUGAACUAUAUUACACGAAAAAAGACCAGUGGGUAUUAGUAAAGCCCAUGCCUGAAGCGAUUAUGGGUAUGGCGUGCGCUGUAUUAGAUCACUGCGUAUGGGUUAUUGGAGGCAUAGUAAACGAAGGCCAUUCAUCAAGAUAUGCUGUAUCCAAUCGAGUUUAUGUAUUUGACAUUCAGCAACAAAGCUGGUUCCAUAAGCCUUCGCUGCCAGAGGCUCGUGCUUUUAGCAGUGCAGCGAGUUUAAAACGAGAAAUAUGGCUAUGGUGUGGCGUCAGAGAUGCGCUGAAUGAAGACGGCUAUUUGCUCAGCACCAACACCGUGUUCGUUUUUAAUCCUGAAAUAACAAAAUGGGAGCAUCACACAUCUCUUGCAACUGCGAAGCAUGGCACAGCAGUUGCUAAAUUUGGUAGACGUGUAUAUUUAUUAGGCGGAAUGAACAAUGUGUUUAACUCCAAGGAAGUACUAAACGAAAACGACUUUUAUAACAGAGAAAUUGACAAAUUCACUGAAGGGGCUUCUCUCCCCCGUCCAGUCACAGGUGCUGCCGCAAUAGCCCUGCCCAUCGACUAUAUUGCGACGAGUGACCCUAAAUGGAAUUACGAAAAUAUCGAUGAAGGCGUCAUGAAUGAGGCAGCUACUAAGAUUCAAGCUGUAUUUCGUGGACAUCGAACGAGGAGUCUGAUAUCGCACAAUAAAUAUCCACUUUAUACAGAAGGAUCUGAUAUCAGAAGAAAACUGUAUGCUCCUCAAGCAGAAGUUUAUAGUGAUAAAUGGAAAUUAUUUCAAAGGGUUCAAAUUGAUGAUUGGCCACCUUUGCCAGAUCCAAAAACUUUCUCUUCUGAGUUAAAUAUUCGUUUGGGAACUCUUCCAAAAGGAUAUACAGUAUCCCCGGCAAAAGGGACCAGUAGAACUAAAGUCAAACGAUAUCUUACCUUACCAGAAGAAGUGGACCCUAAUUUAGGAAUAUGUGGGCAUAUUGGUAACAUUUUUAAGAAAACAAAAAAGAUUUUAGGUUUAAGAAGAGUGGAUCACAUACCUCCAUUUGCAAGAGACAUGAGAACCGUAACGACCCUUCAAGAUGAUUCUUUCCCAGUCGUUCUUGUAAUGGGAGGUUUGCAACCGAGGGAGCCUGUUAAUAUGAUUUAUGGUAAAUUGAUAUUGCUGUAUCAUCCAUUGAAGAAUAGAUGGGAGUAUUUUGGGGUUCUACCUGAACCAAGAAAUUAUCAUGCUGCUGUUUAUCAUCGAGAAUUUAUAUAUGUCACAGGUGGUUGUGAUCCAGACAAGCGAAACUGUGGAGAAAUGGUAUCUACUAAAACUGUCUUCUGUUUAAACAUACAUUCAAGUGAGUGGGUCCAGAAAUCUGACAUGCUUUGCACAAGAUCUCAUCAUUCACUUGUUGCCUAUCAAGAUAAAAUAUUUGCUAUAGGAGGCAGGGAUAAUAAUGGAAGGUUAGUUGCAUCAAUUGAGGUAUACGACAUUGAAAGAGACGAGUGGAAGCUCAGACAUCCAAUGUCCUAUCCACGAAUGGGAAUGGCUUGUGCUGUGUAUGAACAUCAUAUCUGGUGUCUUGGCGGAACAGGAGUCUCCGCAGAAACCGACACCAUGAGUUUUCCUGUACUUGCUAGCGUUAUCUCAUACGACAUAUUGAAAGAUGCGUGGCUUACGCGUCCCCCAUUACGAUGUCCCAGGACUUUCGCAUCAUGUGUUGUGGUACAUGACUCCAUGUGGUUAUUUGGUGGUGCAUCAAAGCAUCCGGAAAGUCGGUGUUUAAUUAGCAUGGCAUCAGUUGAUAAGUACUAUGCAAAUGAAGCUCAGUGGAUGAGAAGAACUCUUUUAAAUACUCCGAGGCACGGGGCUGCGGUUGUUGCAGUUGAGAGCUGCGUGUAUACAUUUGGGGGAGUGUGCAGUCAAGAAUGGGGUUCUUUGGCUAAGAAUGAAAUGGUAGUUAUCGAUGAUGUUAGCCUUCAUAGUUGUGCUGAUCUUCCACUACCACUAACGGGUCUGGCCGCUGUCGUCAUUCCUCCAAUCUCACCAUCACUUCGACCAGAAAGUGUAGCUCUUCUUUUACACGCCCAGCUGACGUUCAAUUGACUUAGGAAAAUUAAAAGCAAAUGCAUAGUAACCAAAUGAUGGUAACUCCAAUGAAGAAUUUUUGCCACUAACUCCAUCCUUCAAGAAAAUGACUCUAAAGAACUUAACCAUUAUAUUAUAAAGUUCUAAAUUAUUAAGAAACACGUAUAAGUUUUAGAAUUAAUGCUGAAUAAAUACGUUAUGCGUUGGUUU
Molecule: messenger RNA, 3356 nt
Organism: Parasteatoda tepidariorum (common house spider)
Lineage: Eukaryota; Metazoa; Arthropoda; Arachnida; Araneae; Theridiidae
Product: beta-scruin
Molecular function (GO): protein binding
Source: RefSeq, a predicted model, not a curated record